Messenger RNA from Papaver somniferum (opium poppy), 2788 nucleotides. RefSeq lists its product as uncharacterized. The record is from RefSeq and is a predicted model, not a curated record. The transcript is spliced from 7 exons. Bases 1601 to 2716 code for a protein of 371 amino acids. Lineage: Eukaryota; Viridiplantae; Streptophyta; Magnoliopsida; Ranunculales; Papaveraceae.
AAGAUACAAGUAUUUUGCAUUCUUAGGUUUUUUUUAGCACGUGGCUUCAGGUUUGGCUCUAAAGAAAUCAAUCAUCAUAACUCAUAUAAGUGCCCAAAUGUUUGUACAGGUCGAUUGUAGUUGCAUCAUUUCAGAGUUUUGACAUGGCUGGGGCAUGCGCAUCAUGCUAUGCUCCCAUAAAUGUAUGUCGUCUAGUGAUCUACUGUGGCGGACAUCAGGGGAGCAGAUGCAGCACAUCCCCAUCAAAUGAUUUUUAUAUAUAUCCCCCAUUUUUAUCCAAUUGGUUUAUUCCCCACCUCCCAAAUUGUUAGAGAUUCAGCCUCACUCACUUAAGUGCGACAAGAAGAACCCUCUUGAAAGUUGAAACUGUACGUUGAAGAUUUUUGCUUGAGUUGUUGCUGUCUACUGGGAAUCGACAAUUCCAUAUGGGACGCGCUUUCUGCUAUUCCUCUCAUCUCUUUCCUGUUGGUAUCACACACAAUGUAAAACUUGUCCAUCCGAGCAUAAUUAAAAGCACGCUCGCUUGUCUGACUAGCUAAUCGACCCUUCCCUCGAAUCUUAUUUCUGAUGAGCGAAGUUUGUACGUUUUCUUGACCAAGUUGUACUACGAACAAGAAAAAAAAUGAAGCACCAAUUUCAAACUUGCUUGCUGGUACAAGGGAGACACAGCUGUAAAGUAAGGAAGCCCCAGUUGCAAAUUGAAGGGUGUUUUUAUUCCAAGGAGAUAAGAUAUAGGACAUGGAUGCCUGGUAUAGAAUCUAUUGAUGAAGGGAAAAAGAAAAGGUUGAUAAUUGGAGAGUGACUAACACCAAAUGGGACCAUCAAAUGGGAGGAAGGAAGAUGAAUUAGUGAUGAUGUUUCUUGCCUUUCAAUAAUAUAAUGUGUGUGUGUGAAUCGAGAAAACUUGAGUGUGAGUGUUCUUUGUUUUUUUGAUAAACAGUUGAGCUGACAGAGUUAGGGUCCAUUAGCUGUGUAGUUGUCUCGAUCCAUUUGCCUCCCUAUUAGGGUACCUCAUCAAUCAAGUCUGCUUUACAUAUUUAUAUACCUUCUGCUGUCUAUCUAUUCACCCAUCUUUUCACUUACCCACACAGUCCUACAACACUUUACCCUAAUCUCUUCACACAAGGAUGCUUUGUAAUGUCUAAUCUCUUCUUGAGCCUAUUUGCAUUUCACUGGAUCAGUGAUAAGGUUUUUCUUAAUGUUGUAGGUCCGGUUCCUAAAAGCUAAAACCCAUGAUGUGAAUUGUGAAACAGAGUGAGGAGGAUAAAAUCCAGGGAUCAUGUUACCCUCUGGCUCCACAUUUACUACUAGUCAAGUGGCAACCUGUUGCUUUACAUGUAUGUUGUUGUUGUUGUUGUCACUCCUCGGCAUACAUGGCUUUCCGUGGGCACACACUUGAAAUUGCAUUCAAGAAAUGGCACAGCAUCCAGUACCAUACCAUUACCACCAGUCAGUUAAAAGUGGGCCUAAAUAGAUACUGGCUCUGUGUAUUACAGUUACAGGUCCCAUUACUUCCCCUUCUUAAUGCGUUCAGUAGUACUGCGGAAGCUGUUUACUUAAACCACAACAAGCUCUCUCUCUCUCCCUCUCUGGAUCAACAAUGGAAGGCCGGGCUCCCAUGCUCAAUUGUCUCUUGCAACAAACACUGAGAAAUCUAUGUUCUUGUUCAGAUGCUUCAAAGUGGGUUUAUGCAGUCUUUUGGAGGAUCCUGCCUAGGAAUUAUCCACCACCCAAGUGGGAUUUUGGAGGCAGUUUUCUUGAUCGUUCUAAAGGAAGCAACAGGAACUGGAUUCUAGCAUGGGAAGAUGGGUAUUGUGACUUUUUGGAAUGUGAUAGAGCUGGAAGUGACUACAGUAAAGGAAGAUUUGGAGCUCAUGUUUUCUUUAAGAUGUCUCAUGAAGUUUAUAACUAUGGAGAAGGAUUAAUAGGAAAAACUGCAGCAGAAAAUAGUCACAAGUGGGUAUUUAGAGAAAACUCAGUUGAUAAAGAUAAUCACCAUCAAUCUUCUUGGAACGGAUCAAAUGACUCUCAACCAAGAGCAUGGGAUUUUCAGUUCAGUUCAGGCAUUCAAACUAUUGCUAUCAUUUCAGUUAGAGAAGGCUUAAUUCAACUAGGCUCACUAGAAAAGGUUAUGGAAGAUCUCAAUUUAGUGAUCAACGUACAAAGGAUAUUCAGCUACCUUCACAGCAUACCAAGUGCAUACACAAUGCAAAGACCAUAUCUAAUGCCUCCUCAUUCAUACCCAAACACAUUCAAGCUCCAUACCCAAAUGACAGAUUUCUGUAUGGAUGAUGAGAAGCUUCAAUUGAGAGGAGGAAAAAGAUGUUAUGGAGAUGGAAUUGAAGAUGGAUAUCCAAACAAAUCCAUGAACAUUGGAUGGAAUAGUCCACAUGUUAACAGUGAAGGAGGAAUUCCAUUUUGUUCAAUGCCAUCUCUUCUGCCAACUACUAAUAUGUCUUGUAGUCUUGAAGUUCUGUUAUCUAAACUACCAUCAGUGAUUCCUUCAGAUUCCGGCACUAGAGACUGUGCCAAGUACGAUAAUAAUGAAAGCUGCAACUUGGAUAUUCUGGGAUUGGGUACUAAUGGUGGCAGUGGUGAUGAGUUAUCAGAAAUUUCUCGAAUAAAAUCUGAAGCAUUGGUAUCAAACGAUGAUGAAGAUGGUGAGGAAAAACCUGGAAAUCAAAUUUUAAAUCUUAAUUCAAGUUUGGAACUGUAACAUUGGGAGAGAAAGUAAUAAACCGAGUUAUUUCAUUCGUUGUUUAACACUAUCAUUUGGUUUCUAUUAGGA